Molecule: messenger RNA, 1065 nt
Organism: Aspergillus niger
Lineage: Eukaryota; Fungi; Ascomycota; Eurotiomycetes; Eurotiales; Aspergillaceae
Exons: 3
Coding region: 1-1065 (354 amino acids)
Biological process (GO): L-threonine metabolic process
Molecular function (GO): ATP binding; homoserine kinase activity
Source: RefSeq, a predicted model, not a curated record
AUGGCUGCGACCUCCUUUGUUAUCAGGACGCCCUGCUCUUCCGCCAACAUCGGACCUGGGUUCGACGUGAUCGGCCUGGCAUUGUCCAUGCACUUGGAGCUCCACGUCACAAUUGAUACCUCCAAGUCAUCGCAACAACCACUUAACUGUCGCAUCACAUAUGACGACCUGAGCAACAGUUCCGAGAAGAUCAGUCUGGACCCCGAGGUCAACUUGAUCACCCGCGUAGCACUUUACGUACUUAGAUGCCAUAGCCAACGGGCAUUCCCUGCUGAGACCCAUGUGCACAUUGUAAACCCGAUCCCCCUGAGUCGGGGUCUCGGUUCUUCUGGCACUGCCGUUGUGGCUGGUGUAAUGCUGGGAAAUGAGGUAGGUAAGCUUGGACUCAGCAAGGAUCGUCUCUUGGAUUAUUGUUUGAUGAUCGAACGACACCCCGACAAUGUCGCUGCCUCGCUCUUCGGAGGCUUCGUUGGCACCUACCUCAACGAACUCGCUCCCGAAGAUGUUGCGCGCAAGGAGAUCCCUCUCAGUGAAGUUCUUCCUUCUCCGGCUGGUGGCAUUGACACCGGCAAGAGGCCUCCUGAGCCGCCCAUUGGCAUCGGCCAUUACAGAAAGUUCCAGUGGGCCAAAGAAAUCAAGGCUAUUGCCAUCAUCCCCGACUUUGUCGUGCCGACCGCCAACGCCCGGAAUGUUCUUCCUACCUCGUAUACCAGAGCGGAUGUUGUCUUCAACCUCCAGCGCGCUGCCUUGCUCCCAGCAGCUUUGGGCAGCUCUCCGCCGGACCCAGACAUGAUCUAUCUGGCCAUGCAAGAUAAGGUCCACCAACCAUACAGACAGACUCUUAUCCCCGGCUUGACGGAAAUUCUUCAAUCAAUGAACCCACGUACGCAGCCCGGUCUGCUUGGAAUCUGUCUGUCAGGUGCCGGUCCGACCAUCCUUGCCUUGGCAACGGAUAGGUUCGAAGAAAUUGCUGACCGCAUUAUCUCUCGCUUUGCUACCAAUGGCAUCGCCUGCCAGUGGAAGUUGCUUGAGCCUGCCCAAGACGGCACCACUGUCCAAUACUGA